CUCCUCCACUCAGAGAAGUGGGAGAGGAGGAAGAGGAAAGACGCGCAUGUGUUUUGUUUUUGCAACUCCUGCGUCUCGCCGACAUUCUUCAGCGAGUCAGAGGAAGCCGAAGAUCGAACAAACCACCAUCUCCCUGAAGAGCUAUCAGAGACGGCUUUGUUUACACACUGUAAACACAAAGUAAGCAGGGAGUUGAGGUGGAAAAGAUUUCAUGAGAUGACAUUUCGUCCCUGGAACACUCAACUGAGGGGCCAUCGUCACGCAGACCCUGUAGAGGAGAGGCCUGCAAUAGAAAUAUUUGUAUCUCCAUUAAUGGCCCAAGCAACCUGCAGGUGUCUAUUGUGAACAAGUCAAAAGAAUCGGUCCAGCAUGAGCAUCCCAACAAGUUUUCAGGGCCUGAGGGUCAGUGUGGACAGAGGAGAUAAGAUCGGAAACAAAACCCAGAUCCAGUUCCCCCAGUCUGGGGACGAUAAUGCCAAUCGUUUAUCUUCUAUAGUUGAUCUAGGAGGAAGGAGACUUACAAAGGACACGAGAUAUGGCACAACUUCAAUUCCUCCUUUGGUGUCUCAGAAAGAGUCCCCUGACAAGUUGGUGAUCUGGGGCUCCGAGCAGCAAUGCCUGGAGCCUGACCUCAGAGAGUUUGAGCUUGUAGAGUGUAAGGAGAUACAUACGUUCUUGGGAAAGAGGGAUCACGAGGAGGAGAACGAGGAGGAGGACGAUGGAGGAAGUCUGAGGGAUGGACGAGAUGAGGGUCCAAUGUCCAUAUCCUCCAGUUCAACUGCCAGUUCCACUUCAGUCGGCAUGAGGAGAAAUGACAAUGACAGCAACAAAGUGGAGAGGAGAAUGCAGAGGGACAAAGGGGGGCAGAAAAGGAUUGCCUGUCAUAGUACUGAAGAGUUAGACACAUGCGUAGCAGGCUCAACAGGGAGGGGGAAGGGAGGUCUGAAGGAGUCCAAGUCUGAGACAAAUGUGUUUGUGUCCAGUUUGUCGGCCAUCGGCCUCAGCGGGAGCUUGUCGAGUGCUCUGGACUGUACCGGAGAAGCGCCAUCUCCUAUCUCUCUGUCCCACCCCAAGACCCACCCUUACCCAAAUGUCAACAAUGCUACCUCAGCCCACACCAGGAGAAGGGCAGUCCCUGCAGAUGCCAACCAGAACUCGGCAUCAUUGCAUCCUCAGGAGAUAUAUGACUGUCCUCAGUUCUGCAGCCAGGAUCAGAGACAGAGGGAGGGAAGCCAUCACAGUAAUGGAUUGUCCUCUAACAUGGGGCUGGGCCAAAGGAGGAGGGCUGGAUUUGAUGAGAGGGUUCUUCCACCACGACGGCAGCAGCUUGUCAGACCUCUCUGUCAGACCGAGAUGGGGAGAGCGAGGAGCUUAGCAGAGCCCAAUUCAUAUCGAGAUUACACAGGGCAACCCAGUUCUCCCAACCACACUCCAGAUUCAUACAGUAAUGGGUCGAACACAACGUUUACAAAAACAUCUUUACGUGAACCCUCAGAUUUCUCCCAUCUCUAUCACACAUCUCUAUUCUCCCAGUCCAGGCAGCCCAACCAGGCAGCCCAGAGGGAGGAAGUGCCCGUAGAAAGAACACCAGUUGCAGCAACACGGUUUAGUUCCAGUCCUCCCAACCCUUCCACCUUAGAGAAGAGACCAGAGACUCAAUUCACAUACAGAAGGAAUUGCUCCAGUCCUAACAGAACAGGGAUGGAAUCCAGGUCAUCAACCCCUCCUCACUCUCCUCUGAGGACACCCCAGGGCUCACCACGCAGGCAACCCUCUAUAUACCAUGUUUCCAGGAAUGUCUCUGGAGUGAUUAGACAUAUCCCGUCAGGAUGCAACCCUGCUGUACCGACGCCAGCUCAGGGCUAUGGCAACAGUUGCCUGAGAGCACCAGUCAAAACUAAUAUAAGCACAAGCGGAAUCCCCAAAGCGCCUCUUAACAACCAGCAGAGCUCCCCCCACUCUAACUACAACCCCAGCCCCAGAGAGAGCUCCCCAUCACCAAAACUUAAGCCGAAAGGAGUUCGCCCUAAAAUUAUCACCUAUGUCCGAAAAAAUCCUCAAUUCAAGCCCCAAGCUGCAGACGGACCGUAUCAGGUAUCCUCUCUACCAUCCAGGCUCUCGACAUACUCACACGGCCAAACACCCAAUCCCUUCAAAGACAACGCUAAAGACCCCUCCAAGCCUGAGACAGAACCCAGAGCAGCCCCAGUGCUUAUGGCCUCCAAUCCGCUGUAUGACAAGUACCGGCAAGACAUGCAGACAAAUAUGUUCCCACCAGGUGUGCUGAGCCGGAGUAUCAGGCCCCCUGGACAUGCAAACACGGUCCCCCCUGCACACACACAUGCCACUCCGCAUGUGCACCCGCACAGCCACACAGCACCCCCCAAACUGGGCUGUAAAGCAAACAACUUCUAUGGGGCACCAUCAGAGGUGGGACGAUCUGCCAGUUUCAAAGGGAGUUCUGUUGAGGACACGCUGCAGCCGCGGACAGCCCCUCAGGCCGGAGGCAGUUGCAGUCUCCUGCGCUCUGGCCGAGGUCUGCGUCUCGGCCUGGGAGCUGUCAACAGGGCGGCUACGUGUGCGGCCAAGGGCAGAGGACCUGUUCAAGGGCAGAGGUCGGCACUGGUUUUCAGCCAGCCAGUCCAACCUGUCAUCCCGGCAACCAGUCAGAGAAGCCAAGAUAACACAGAUGAGGUGUUCACCCAGCAUACUUCCCCUCCGGCUCCAGCGAUGGCCGCAGCCCAGCCCCAGUCCGCCGCCAUCAGAUCCCUGCUGCCCAAAGUGAGCCAGUCGGGCCUGCGCCCCCCGGGCUUCAGCUCCAGCCGUCACCCCGCGGGCCGCCUGGCGGCGUUCGGGUUCGUCAGGAGCUCCAGCGUGUCGUCCGUCUCCUCGGCCCACUCCGCCGACAGCUCGCAGAGUGACCCCUGCAGGACAGCUCACCAUCUGAGUGUGAGUGAGGAGCCUCCUCUUCACAGAGUGACCACCAGCCCUCCGUCAGCAGAUCAGCAGCGAGGGGCGCCGUGUCGCAGCAACAGUCUCCAGCCACCCUCCACCCCGGCUCUGCCCCGGCGCUACCUGCCUGCCCAGCCUCGAAGCUCCCCUGGAGUUGGCAGGAAGGAGUUUCAGCGGAGUUCAGAGGUCACACGUUCUCUCCCGUCCUCCCCGAAGAGGCUCGCAGUGGUUCCUCCCAAACCUCAGUCCCCAGUCCAGUCUGGGCAGCGGCCCGCAGCAGCGGUGCGAGGGUCUGCUCCCCCGGGGUCCCCUCGCCGCGUGGCCCCCCUGAGGCUGCAGCAGGAACAGCAGGAAAGCCUGCAGAGGGAGAAAGAGGAGGCCCAACAGAAAGAGAGGGAAAGGCAGGCGGAGGAGAGGGACAAAGAGGAGCAGAGGGAGGAGGUUCAGAGGCUGCAGGGACGCUGCGAACAGCAGGAGAGGCAGCUGAGAGCUCUGAGAGACGAACUGAGGAAGACUUCCUUAGGUCUAGAAGCCUUCAUCAUCACCACUCAGCAUUACUGCCUCAAGAAUAAAACCACAGAGGAAAAUGAAAGGAAACUGUCCAUGGAAAUGCAAAAGAUCAGAGAGGAAAUGGCAUCUAACUCAGUGCGAUGGGAGAGGCUCUAUCGGGAGAAGACGGCGUUGGAGGUGGCGUUUGAGCGAGAGCUGCAGGAGCUGCAGCUGCAGCAGGAGGCGGAGCUGGCUGCUGUGGAGGAGGGGCUCCGAAAGGGUCACUCAGCAGAGGCUGAACACCUGAAGGCCGAGCAUCGCUCAGAGAUGGAGGAGCUUAGGACUCAUCAACAGGAGCAGGUGGGGGAAAUGGCAGUCCAUCACCAGGCCACCGUUCAGGAGCUCAGAGACAUGCAUAACAUCACCAUGGCAACACUGCAUGAGGAGCACGCCCGUACCAUGAGAGACUUGAGGAAAGCUCAUGAGCAACAGAAGAUGCUUCUCGAGGAGGAUUUUGAGAAACUCAGGCUUUCUCUGCAGGAUCAAGUGGAUACUCUCACGUUUCAAAAUCAGAGCCUGAGGGACAAAGCCAAACGUUUUGAAGAGGCUCUGAGGAGGAGUACUGAUGAACAAAUCGUUGAUGCUUUAGCUCCGUACCAGCACAUUGAGAAAGAUCUGAAGAGCUUGAAGGAGAUUGUAGAAAUGAAGAACCAGCAGAUACACCAGCAGGAGAAGAAGAUCUCCGACCUGGAGAAAGUGGCCCAGAAGAACGUGUUCCUCGAGGAGAAGGUCCAGGUUCUGCAGCAGCAGAAUGAAGAUAUGAAGACUCGUAUUGAUAUGAACCUGGUCCUGUCCAGGCAACUAUCAGAGGAAAACGCCAACCUCCAUGACUCUGUCGAGAAGCAGAGCACUGAGAAGAAGCGUCUGAGCAUGAACAAUGAGGAGCUCCUGUGGCGCCUCCAGACCAGUCCCCUCAUGUCCCCCGCCUCCUCCCCACUGCACCGCUCCUUCUCUACCUCCCCUGUCCCCUCAUCCCCGUUCUUUUCCUCCUCACCUGUAGCAGGGUGCGACUCCCCCACCCACUGUCACGGCUGUCCCAAGCAAGUUCAGUACUCCUCCCCUUCCCACAGAGCCGCCACCAAUCAAAACCUCUCCCCGGGACCAGCCACACCCACUCACAGGGCAGCGAGCAAUCAAAAUUACUCCCCUGGCCCAGCCACGCCCACACACAGAGGGUCGGCCAACCGCUGCAACUUAGCUGCAAGAUAAGCUCCCGUCUUUCUCCUCUUUCAUUCCUUUUAUCCUUGUUCUUUCUUUCUGAAUGUGAAUGGAGUUUUAGUACAUGUUGGACAAAAAGACAGAAUGUGAUCCCCAGUCUUUACAGGUUAAACUGGACAGAUUGUACAGGCAGCGUCAAUCUGUCAGGCAUCGAUGUUAUACACAGAGAACAUGUAUAAUAAUGUUAGGAAGAAAAAUGAUGCCAAUAACUGCAGCUCAGUCCAUUGUCCCAACAUUUAUUAACACAGAGUCUUGGAGUUUGGACUGUAUAUACUGUAUGAUAGUGAUGCAGAUAGUGUUUAAACCUGCAUGGAUAGUCACGAGUCCCACAUAGACAGAAACAGAGGGAAAGUAGCACAAUCGUAAGACCUGAACGCAACAGUCCAGGGUGUUAGAAACACGGUCACAUCCUUUGUGAGAGAAGAUUUAUUCCUUCUCUUUGGGAUUAGUUUCUCAGAGUCGGUUCUGUUUUGAAUGAUGAAUUGUAAUUCUGCGUCACCAACUCUGUUUUUCAUUUGGAAAAAUCCCCAACAAAGCGCCUUAUACUUGGUCCUGCCGUCUCACCAGCAGAGAACAAGCGACAUUUUACUUCAUGAAGGACUUUACGUAAAGAAUUGGUUUGUAAAUCUGAGUGGAUAAUAUCUCUCAGCCUCCUCGAGGUGUAUUUAACAUUUUGUAAUUAGUUCAGUGCUGAUAUUUUACACGUGUGGGACUCACACUCCCUGGAACCCCAGCCAUUUUACCUGCAAAACAUUUGCAACUUUGCAUUCAAAGUCUCUUAAAACCUUGUCAGGGCUUCCUACAUGAGCUACUCUUCACUUUUCAUGAUCCCUCAGGUCAACUUGUAAAAAUGAUACACCUGCCAUUUUAUAUUUACCUCUGUGGGAAUGUGCAGUCUGAACAACAACAACAACAACACAGGUACUGAAGAGCUCCAAGCGAAUGGGGAACCCAGCAAAGGAAAGACAAAUUUAAAGCUUGUUGUGGAUUUCUUUAGAAUGUGGUGUUUAUAUCUUAUUUAUUUCUUACAUGUAUUUUGCUACUUUAAGCAAGCAUGUCCUGUGAAAGUCUUCCAGUCUUAACGUGAACUUUAUUAUUGCUGUGAGCCGUCUAUUUAUUAAGCUUGAGGCGUGAAGGAAAUGAAUGUGUGUUUGUACCUGAAGAUAUCACUUAUGAGAGAUAGGACAGAUUUUUCACAAGUGAUGUUCAGGGGACUGUGUUAUGAUAUGUUAUGACUCUAUAAGCUAUGUACAUUUAAAAAAGAAAUACAGGUUAACCCUCUGUUUACCUCUGUGACGUAUUAGGAUAGCGUAGCCCUUUCUGAACCUUUAUCAACUUCCUCAUAACCCAUGGUUAACCCGUCCUCCAUUGUUUGUCAAUCUUGGAUUGUUUUGUUGUAAACUUUUGCAAACUGCACUGAAUUCUCAUAGUGCAAGAAUAUAUCGUUCAGGGAAUUAUUUUCUAAAUUUAGAUUAGAAAUACUUUCAAUUAUUUUCUUUUGUAUAGCUUCCCUACAGAACAUUAUACACAAGAUAUUUCCCGAGAUGAUUUUCCACUUAUAUGAUAUACAACAGAGAAACCAACCUUUGGUGUAUAAAAACUGGGAAUAAUUUUAUAGCAUACAGUAUGUAAUAGCUGCCUCCUUGUACUAUACUCUAUAGACUAACUUACCCUCAGGGUCCUAAUAUCUCAUCUAGCGUUGAAGAAGUCAACUCUGACAAUAUUAUAGUGUUACAUGUGAUCUCAGUGAUUUACUCACACGUUAGCACGCAAGUCUAAAACUGUCGGGUCGACAUGAAAAUGAGCUGCUGUAAAUAAACACGGCCGAUGAGGAGGGAGGAGGGUAAGUCUGCUAAAAUAAUUCUAAUGGGAGCAUGGGUUACAGUUAGUGACUAAUGUAAAGUUAAGUAGAUUGUUAAGUAGAUGCAUGGGAGGGAGGGGGGGGGGCAAUAUGAAGGCCUGCCCGAGGCCUUGAAACUCCUUGCAGCCCCCCUGGUCACUUUUUCAGUUCAGUUACAGGUUGAGUAAAUGUAAACUUUUACCAGCAUGUAAAGGAAUUUCUCUGGGUUGACCGAAUUUUCCGUAGAAGACUUUUAAGUUGAUCUUUAAAUUGCUUAUACCAGCACUUUUGAUGGUCAUGAAAACGUAAAAACUAAAAUGUUCUUUUCAUCGAUCUUCAAGAUUUUUUGUACGAUACAUCCACCGGGUUAAAACGCUCUUAAAUAAAAGAAUGUCUAGGACAGCGAAUGAUUUGAGAAACGUAUCUCAAUUCUCACUGACUUUGUACCGACACUGACGAUUUUGAGAAUGUCUUUGUGUAACGAGCAGUUGUAAGAAUAUAACCAGGAUUGUAAUUCACCUAAAAGGUCACUUCAGGUCAAAAACACAAACACAGUCUACAAGGAUGCAACAAAUCUAGUGUUUACAAAUGACAGAAUUAAAGAUAAUGAUUCAUUUCAGAUUAAUAUUUCACCUCUGAAUGGACUCAGAUCUCCGAACAGUGCACUGGUAUUGUAACGACCCUUCAAUGUGUCCUGUGGACAUCUGCGUCUCACUCUGAAUGUCAGCAAUGUAAUGACUGCGUUUUUUACAAGUCACUCGUCUGAUUUAGUUUCAUACAGAAGGGCCUCUCGUCCGACCACUAUGUAGCAUUUAAUAUGUAGCACUUGGUUGAGCCUCCCCUCAAGAAUCAUGGGUAAUUUAUCCAACGUCUCAGCACCCAUGUUGAUAUAUAUAUAUAUAUAUAUAUAUAUAUAUGCUGUUUUAGCAAAUGUUUCCAUGGCUUGUCAACCUUCAGCACCACGUAAACUAUACACAAUUACCCCUUGAGGAUUACGACAACAUAUGCUGAAUUUGUUCAGGCACUGAUUGUAUCGUUUGAAUGUAAAUACAUUUACAACAUGAUUUGCGUCUUAGUGCACCAACAAAGUAAUAGAAGCAUGUUUCUUCUGUCUUCGCUGUUUCUCGCUCUCCCUCUCUCUUCUUUUACCUCUCUGCAUUUGUGAUGGUCGACAUGUUCAAAAUGUAGCGAAGCGGUAGGAGGCGUAGAGGACGAGGAAUGAGAUAGUUUGACAUGUAAUGUACUCACACGUAUGUUGGUGAUUUUAUUUGUACUUUCUGGGGGAGAACACAGUAUUAAAAAUAUUUAAGAAAA
This is a messenger RNA of Hippoglossus stenolepis (Pacific halibut), 7873 nucleotides long. It is a transcript of the gene mtus2a, whose product is annotated as microtubule associated tumor suppressor candidate 2a. The coding region runs from base 370 to 4710 and encodes 1446 amino acids. Gene Ontology annotation, molecular function: microtubule binding. The transcript has 16 exons. Lineage: Eukaryota; Metazoa; Chordata; Actinopteri; Pleuronectiformes; Pleuronectidae. The record is from RefSeq and is a predicted model, not a curated record. Gene Ontology annotation, cellular component: nucleus; cytoplasm.